Molecule: messenger RNA, 4096 nt
Organism: Paramecium pentaurelia
Lineage: Eukaryota; Ciliophora; Oligohymenophorea; Peniculida; Parameciidae
Source: the annotation of a GenBank genome assembly
UCAUGUAGAAAGCAGAAUAAGUUGAAGAUAAUCAACUACUUACAAAUAAAUCGACAGCAAAACCUAAUUAACAAAUUGAAUCUCUUGCCACUUAGAAGAUGGUUCCUUACAAAGAGCUUUUUAGAUAUGCCACUCAGUCAGACAAAUUUUUAAUUUUGAUUGGCAUAAUAGCAUCAGCAGGGAAUGGAGUAACUAUGCCUAUGUUCUCUGUGAUAUUUGGUGAUAUGACUGAUGCAUUUUCAGGAGAGGAUCCUGAUAAAAUGGUUAGUGCAGCUGGAGAAUGUGCUAUGUAUACAUAGAGAAUUAAUAUAAUUUAGAUGGUUCAUAGUUUUAGCUGGAUGUUCUUGGUUGCUUUCAUUUUUAAGUUUCGCAACAUUCAUGAUAUCUGGAGAAAGACAAUCUAUUAUAAUGAGAAAAGAAUAUUUUGCUGCAAUCCUAAAAUAGGAGGUUGGUUGGUUUGAUUCAAUAAAUCCAAAUGAACUUAACACUAAAGUAGCUGAUGAAACAUUUGCAGUAGAGGGUGCCAUUUAAGAAAAGGCUGGAACCUUUAUAAUGACUUUUGCCACAUUUAUAUGUGGAUUUAUAAUUGGAUAUUCAUAGUAUAAAAAUAUUACUAUUAUUAGUGGUUGGUAACUGGCUUUAGUGAUUACAGCAGCAAUGCCAUGUUUAGCCAUUUCAGUAGUUAUAAUGACAGUAGUAGUGAUGAAAUCUGUUAAAGCAACUUAGGAAUGUUACUCUACAGCUGCUGCUGAAUCUGAAUAAGCUUUGAAUGCUAUAAAAACAGUUAAAAUGUUAGAUGGAGAAGAUUUUGAAUGUGAAAAAUAUUCAAGACAAUUAGUUGUGGCAGCCAGAACUAAUGUAAAAUAUAGUCUAUUCUCUGGAAUGGCUUUAGGAUCUAUAUUUGCAUUUAUGAUAUGGACUUAUGCAUUAGGUUUUUAUUAUGGAUCAAAAUUAAUUUCUGAUUAAGAAAUGAACUCUAAUACUGGAAUGAUUUAUACUGUUGGAGAUGUUAUGACUGUUUUCUUUGCUAUUUUGAUGGGUAGCUUUUCAAUAGGAUAAGCUGGUCCAUGUUAUUAGGCAUUUGCAAAAGGAAAAGUAGCUGGAGCAUAAAUCUUUUUUAUUAUAGAUCGUAUUCCAAAGAUAUUAAAUCCAAUUAAUCCAAAACCAUUAAAAAAUUUUAAUGGUGAAAUUAUUAUUGAAGAUGUAGAUUUCUUUUAUCCAGCUAGACCAGAUACAUAAAUUUUAAAUAAAUGUUCUUUAAAAAUACCUAAAGGUAAGAAAGUAGCUUUAGUUGGAGAGAGUGGUUGUGGAAAGUCCACAAUUUUAUAAUUAAUAGAAAGAUUUUAUGAUGUAAAUGAAGGAAGAGUUUUAGUAGGUGAAGAUAAGUUAGAUGUGAGAGAUUUAAAUUUAAAAGAUUACAGAACUUAAAUUGGUUUAGUUGGAUAAGAACCUAUGUUAUUUGCAACUAGUAUUAGAGAUAAUCUAUUAUAUGGUAAAACAGAUGCUACUGAAGAAGAAUUAAUAGAUGCAUUAAAAAAAGUGAAUGCUUGGGAUUUUGUUAGUAAAAUGGAUAAAGGAUUAGAUACUUAUGUAGGAAUGGGUGGAAGUUAAUUAAGUGGUGGUUAAAAAUAAAGAAUUGCCAUAGCCAGAGCAAUUCUUAAAAAACCUAAAGUUUUAUUAUUAGAUGAAGCAACUAGUGCAUUAGAUAGAACAAAUGAAAAGUUGAUCUAAGAGACUCUUGAUGAAGUAUCACAAGGUAUUACUACUAUAGUUAUUGCUCACAGAUUGAGUACAAUCUAAAAUGCUGAUAUUAUUUAUGUAUUUGCAGGUGGAAAAGUAGUUGAAACAGGUACUCAUGAAGAACUUAUGAAUUUACAUGGAAAAUAUGAAUAAUUAGCAAAAAAUUAAAUUACAUCUCAUUAAAAAGAAGAGUAGUAAUAAGGAAAUAAUUAAUAGAAAAAUUAAUAAUAAAAAGAUUUACUUAAUCAAUAGGAUGUAGAUGUAGGAUCUGUUUUGUCUGUUAAUUAAUUUGAUAAAGAAUAACCAAAUGUUGUUGAAAAAGCAAUAAAGGAAAUAUAAGAUAUUAAACAUUUGAACAUAUAAUUUAAAAACAAAGAUCAAAAUAACUUUUAGGAAAUGAAAACUUAAACUACUUAAAAUGAUUCUAAUGAUGCUUAAAUUAUGACAAGAUUGUUUAGUUAUGGAAAAGAAGAAAGAUGCAUUUUGAUAUUAGGAUUAUUAUCAGCUCUUAUUAAUGGUUGCAUAUUCCCAUGUUUUUCUUUAUUUUUCUCUGAUAUGAUUACAUUACUUGCAGAAAGUGAUCCUAAUCUAUACCCUAAUAAUUAAAUUAGAGAUAUACAGAUGGAAAAAGUAAAGGAUGAAUCAGCAGAUAUAGCAUUAUGGUUUUUCUUAUUUGGUUUAGGAUUUUUAGUAUUUUAAUCUUUAGAGAAUUUCUUUUUAUCUAUUGUUGCAGAAAACUUAACCAUGAAAUUAAGAAAUUUCACUUUUAGGAAAUUACUUAGAAUGCCUAUAGCUUUCUUUGAUAAACCUGAAAAUAAUGCUGGAACAUUAACUGCUAGAUUAAGUGUAGAUUGUAAAACAGUUUAGAGUUUGACUUCUACUAUUAUUGGAUUUAAAAUUUAAAAUGCUUCUGCACUUAUUUGUGGUAUGGCAAUAGCAUUUUCUUCAAGUUGGGCUUUAACUUUGAUAGUUUUAGCUACUGCACCAUUUAGAUUUAUUGGUAUGAAAUUAAGAACUAAAUAUAUGGGAGCUUUAAGUGGUUCUAAUAAAGGAGAUGGUUUUAAAGAUGCUGGAAAUUUAAUUAUGGAGGCAGUAACAAAUAUUAGAACAGUAUAUUCUUUUGGAAAUGAAAAUAUCAUUUUAGAUGUAUUUAUACAAUAUUAUAAAAAUAGGAUUACACAAAGAGAAUUUAAGAACCUUUAGAACAUUGUACAUCAAAGGGUCUUUAAGCAGGUAGUGCAUUUGGAUUUUCAUAAAUGCAACCAAUGCUCAUCAAUGCACUUGUCUUUUAUUGUGGAGCUUUAUUAGUAAAAUAUUAAGGCUUAGAUGUAAAUGAUAUGUUUAGAGCAAUUUUUGGGAUUACAUUUGCUACAAUGGGUGGUGCUAGAGACUCACAUUUUGUAGGAGAUGUGGAUAAAGGAAGAAUUGCAGCUAAAAAUAUUUUUGAGAUUUUGGAUUCUGUUGAUGAAUUUUAAAUAGAAGAAUGUAAUUAUUAAUAUAUUAUUUAAUUAGAAAAAUAAUUUAAGAGAUUAAAAACCUAAAUUAAAGGACAUAUAGAAUGUAAAAAUUUGACAUUCAAAUAUCCAACAAGAGAAAAGAAUGUAUUUUCAAAUUUAAGUUUAACAAUACCUUCUGGAUAAAAGGUUGCUUUUGUUGGAUCAAGUGGUUGUGGUAAAUCAACUAUUAUGUAAAUGCUUAUGAGAUUCUAUGAUCCAGAUUAAGGAGAAAUAUUGGUUGAUGGAUUGGAUAUUAGAGAUUAUGACAUAAGACAUUUAAGAAAAUAAUUAGCUAUUGUAUCAUAAGAACCAGUUUUAUUUAAUGGAACUAUUAAAGAAAAUAUACAAUAUAAUUUGAAAGAUAUUAGUAUGGAAUAAAUAGAAUAAGCUGCAAAAAAGGCUAAUGCUUAUGACUUUAUUGUUAAUGAUUAAUUCGAAAAUGCUUCUGAUGAAAAAUAAUAAGAUUUUGGAAAAGGAUUUCAUAAAAGAGUAGGACCAAAAGGAUCAUAAAUAUCAGGAGGAUAAAAAUAAAGAAUAGCUAUAGCUAGAGCAGUACUUAGGAAUGCAAAUAUACUUUUAUUAGAUGAAGCAACAAGUGCAUUAGAUGCUAAAUCUGAAGAGAUUGUAUAAGAAAGUCUUAAUAACAUAAUGAAAGAAAAUACUACUUUAUCAAUAGCUCAUAGAAUAUCAACAAUAAAAGUAAAAAUAUUAUAUAAUAUAAUUAGGAUUCUGAUAUCAUUUAUGUGUUUGACAAUGGUAUGAUUGUAGAAUAAGGUAAUUACAAUUAUUUGGUUGGACUCAAAUAAUUCUUUUACAGAAUGGAAAAAGGAAUAGCAAUAACUUCUACCAAUAAUUCUUGA